Gossypium raimondii (Peruvian cotton) is the source of this 1674-nucleotide messenger RNA. RefSeq lists its product as uncharacterized. The record is from RefSeq and is a predicted model, not a curated record. The transcript has 10 exons. Gene Ontology annotation, molecular function: nucleic acid binding. The coding region runs from base 1 to 1674 and encodes 557 amino acids. Lineage: Eukaryota; Viridiplantae; Streptophyta; Magnoliopsida; Malvales; Malvaceae.
AUGGAUUGGUUGGUCACACACCAAGUGAGUUUGGACUGUGCCACAAAAAGAGUUGUACUGAAAACUGAAGACGAUAGCGAGGCAGAAAAGUUGGUUCGUAAGGGAUGUAAGGCAUAUUUGGCCUACAUUAGUGUUUCAGAUUCUAGAGGUUCUUCGGUUAAGGAUAUCAGGACAGUUAAGGACUUUCCGGACGUUUCUCCUGAAGAGCUACCUGGGUUACCUCCGAAUCGUAAACUAGAGUUUGGGAUUGAGCUCCUUCUUGGUACAGCUCCAGUGUUCAUCGCUUCCUAUAGAAUGACACCGAAAGAGCUUGUGGAGCUUAAGGCUCAGAUUCAAGAGUUACUGGAUCAACUGAGGAUGAGCACAAUGAACACCUCAGAGUGGUUCUACAGAUUCUGUGAGAAAAACAAUUGUAUGCCAAGUUUAAUAAAUUUUUCUAGGACUGGUAGGGUAUUGACUAAGCUACUACGUAAGGGUGUACCAUUUAACUGGACUGAUUUGCAGCAAGAGAGCUUUGAGAAGCUCAAGGCUGUAAUGAAUGAGGCCCCUGUUCUAAUACAGCCAGAGUCUAGAAAGGAGUUUAUUGUUUACAACAACACAUCACAUGUCGGUUUAGGAUGCGUAUUGAUGCGAAAGGGUAAGGUGGUAGCUUACGCGUCUCAUCAGCUUAAGACUCAUGAGGCAAAUUAUCCGAUGCAUGACUUGGAGUUGGCUGCAGUAGAGCUUAAUCUUAGGCAGCGUAGAUGGACUGAGCUGCUUAAGGACUAUGACUGUACGAUUGAAUACCACCCUGGUAAGGCUAAUGUGGUGGCCGAUGCACUGAGCCGUAGAGCCAUGACUGAUCUGAGGGCCAUGUUUGCUCGCCUCAUUUUAUUUGAUGAUGGUAGUUUGUUGGCUGAACUUCAAGUUGAGAGUGGGAAUACCGAGGAUUUAAGACUGAAUAGCGAAGGGGAGCUUUAUUUUCGUGAGAGAAUCUGUCCAGUCAAGAUUCCACUUUGGAAGUGGGAGCGUGUAACUAUAGAUUUCGUUAGUGGUUUACCCCUCACACCCACUAAGAAGGAUUUAGUGUGGGUCAUUGUGGAUCGAUUGACUAAAUCUGUCCACUUCAUACCGGUUCGUACUGACUACUCUUUACAGAAGUUGUCUAAAUUGUAUGUGUCUGAGAUAGUGAGACUUCAUGGGACUGACGGUCGGCCAGAGAGGGUGAUUCAAAUACUGGAGGAUAUGUUGAGAAGUUGUGUGAUUGACUUCCGAGGCAGUUGGGAGGAUUACCUAUCGCUAGCAAAAUUUGGUUAUAACAACAACUAUCAGCCUAGCAUUCAGAUAACACCCUACGAGGCAUUAUAUGGUCGUAGGUUGAUUCGAGACCAACUGAAGGCGGUAUCAGACAGACAGAAGUCCUAUAUGGAUCUAAAGUGUCGAGAGAUUGAGUAUUCGGUGGGGGACUUCAUUUUUCUUAAGAUUCAUGACGUGUUCCACAUCUCUAUGUUGAGGCACUACCACUCUGAUCCCACGCAUAUUGUUCCAGUAGAGGAGAUUGAGGUUAGACCAGAUCUGACUUUCGAGGAGGAGCCGGUUCAGAUACUGGAUCGUGAUGUAAAGGUUCUAAGAAAAAAAUCCAUCCCACUGGUUAAGGUUCCUUGGCAUAAUCAUAGCUCAGAGAAGGCCAUGUGA